This is a messenger RNA of Paramisgurnus dabryanus, 2943 nucleotides long. It is a transcript of the gene itih3a.2, whose product is annotated as inter-alpha-trypsin inhibitor heavy chain 3a, tandem duplicate 2. NCBI's taxonomy places the organism in Eukaryota, Metazoa, Chordata, Actinopteri, Cypriniformes, Cobitidae. Gene Ontology annotation, molecular function: serine-type endopeptidase inhibitor activity. The record is from RefSeq and is a predicted model, not a curated record. Gene Ontology annotation, biological process: hyaluronan metabolic process.
UGUAUGUUGCUCUCUGGUUUAAGGACAUUAGCAAGCAGCGCUGAAGUCAGAUCAGUCUAUACUUCAUCAUGACUCCAGUAAAUUUUAUGCUGUGUUUGUGUGUUUGUGUUUGUAUGGCUAUGACUGCUAAGGCUCAAGGCACUGUGGGCAUCAGAGAUCAUGAUAAAUCCAAACAGAUAGAGCUUCAAAGCAUGAAAGUGGACUGCAAGGUUGCAUCCCGGUUUGCUCACACAACUAUGACCACCAAAGCCUUUAAUGUGGCCAAUGAUUCACAGGAAGUCUUCUUUGAUGUGGACCUUCCCAAAACAGCCUUCAUUACCAACUUCACCAUAGAGAUUGAGGGUCAAGUGUAUAUCAGUGAAGUGAAGGAGAAAGAAAAAGCCAGGCAGCAGUAUGAGAAAGCUGUGUCAUCCGGACAGUCCGCCGGACUGGUCAAGGCUUUUGGGAGACACAUGGAGAAAUUCUCAGUGUCUGUAAAUGUUGCUGCUCAAAGCCUCGUAACUUUCACUCUUACCUAUGAAGAACUGCUGCGCCGUCGCCUCGGCAGCUACGAGAUCAUGAUAGGUGUCCGUCCAAAACAGCUGGUUCAGAAUUUUGAGAUUGUGGUAGAUAUCAAUGAACCCCAAGGCAUCACGUUUGUAGACGUCAACAGCACAUUCAUCACCAAUGAGCUGUUCCCUUUAGUGGAGAAAGUAGUCACUGUGAAAAAGGCCCAUGUGUACUUCUCCCCUACACUGGAUCAACAGAGACAAUGUCCAGACUGUGAAGGCACUUUGAUCGAUGGAGAUUUUUUUAUCAAGUAUGAUGUAAACCACGCACAGGAUAUCGGUGAAAUUCAGAUAGUGAAUGGCUACUUUGUACACUUUUUCGCCCCAGAAAAUUUGCCUCAAAUUCCUAAGAAUGUAGUAUUUGUGAUAGACCGAAGUGGGUCCAUGGAAGGAGAGAAGAUGAAACAGACUCGUGAAGCCCUGCUGACUAUAUUGAGUGACCUACAUGAGGAUGAUUAUUUUGGGCUGGUCACAUUUGAUGAUGUCAUAGAGUCAUGGAGGCCAUCGCUUAGCAAAGCUACACCAGAGAAUGUGUCCGCAGCCAAAAAAUUUGUUAAAACCAUUACAGCAAGACACUUCACUGAUAUAAACAAGGCCGUUUUGCAUGCGGUGGAUAUGCUUACUGCAGAACAAAGCGAAUCCCUCCCAGACACAUCCAUGAUCAUCUUACUAACUGAUGGAAGACCAAGUGCUGGCGAGCAAGAUCUAUCCAUAAUCCAAAAAAAUGUCCAUGAUGCCAUUAAUGGAAGCCUAAGUCUCUUCUGUUUGGGAUUUGGAAAUGAUUUGGACUACAGCCUUCUGGAUACCAUGGCCAAGCAGAAUGACGGUCUGGCUCGCAGAAUCUAUGAGGGCUCAGAUGCAACACUUCAACUACAGGGUUUUUAUGAAGAGGUGGCCAGUCCACUUCUUUUGGAGGUGAAUCUCAGUUACCCCGGUGACACUGUGACCUCACUGACAGACAUUCAUUUUAAGCAUUUCUUCGCGGGCUCUGAGAUUGUGGUAGCCGGUCGCCUGCAAGAGUCUGAGAUUGAAAACUUUAUAACAGAAGUGUCCGCAAAUGGGUUGGAAGAGCAGUUUGUUGUCAAGGGUUUAGUCGUUAAUGAGGAGAGGGACAGUGUGUUCCCUGAUCAAGAGUACAUCUUUGGGGAUUUCAUGGAGCACCUGUGGGCUUAUCUGACCAUCCAGCAGCUCUUGGAUAAAAGAGACAGAUGCUCUCCUGAUGAGAAAGACAACAUCACAGCUGAGGCUUUAGAUCUUUCUCUGAGGUAUCAUUUUGUCACACCGCUUACUUCCAUGGUGGUCACCAAACCACAGACAGGAGAUGAAGAAACUCUUAUUGCUGACAAGCUGACAGAAGAUGAACGGGAGGACACAGAAUCUGAUCUCAUGUCCAGCGGAGUAGUAGUCCAGAAUAGCUUGAGACAUCAAAAUUGGAACGCACUGGGCUUAUCUAUAAGUGACCAUGCUCCACCUCGUUCGAUGAGCAGUCGACGACUACUCAAACCUUCCUAUUCGGCUGAUGGAGAUCCUCACUUCAUCAUUGAGCUCCCAGAUCAGAAUGAUGCACUGUGCUUCAACUUUGAUGACAAACCUGGUACCAUCUUCAACCUAGUUAGAGACCCGCUUACAGGAAUUGUAGUGAACGGGCAGAUCAUUGGAGAGAAAAAAGAAGGUCCAGGAGUGAAGAUGCACACUUAUUUUGGGAGCUUUGGGAUUGUUCAUAAACAGCUUGGUGUCAAAUUGAUGGUGAGCACAAAGGAAAUCUCGGUGUCUGAGGAGGGGAAACAUGCAAAAUUAUUAUGGUCUACUACCAGAACUGUAAAAGGACGAAGCAUUAAUCUGAAGGUAAUGAAAGAUCAAAGUUUAAUGGUGACCUUGAGGGACUCAGUCAAGUUUCUGAUCAUCCUGCACAAAGUUUGGAAGAAUCAUCCGUAUCACCAAGACUAUCUUGGAUUCUACACCUUGGACAGCCACCUCCUAUCUAAAAGUGUCCACGGCCUGCUUGGUCAGUUUUACCACGGUGUUAACUUUGAAGUAAGUGGCUUGAUCCCAGGAACAGACCCUGGCAAACAAGAUGCCAUCAUGUUUGUGAAAGGAAAGAAGCUCACAGUUACCAGGGGCUUACAAAAAGAUUUCAGACAGGAUGUGAAGAAUGGAGAAAAUGUGCCUUGUUGGUUCAUUCAUAAUAACGGCAUUGGACUUCUUGAUGGACUUCACACAGACUACAUUGUGUCUGAUCUCUUCAAGACCAUCUGACAAACACACAAACGUUCUUGUCUAAAACUGUCACCUAUACAGUAAAAGUACAUUUGAUGUGGAGUUUAUUUUGAAAAUAUGUGCCAUACUUAACAAUGUGUCAGAAAGUGGUUUAUAACAGUAUCUUAUUGAUCAACUA